AUGAACGAUGGAGAAGCAACUCCUUCUGUCGAUGGAUCGACACCAACAGCAAGCAGUCCGGUAAUAAGCCGCGUUGAUGACGAAAAGCCUAUAGUCAGCAACACUGCCCAGGAGACGGAUCUCGAGAGCGGGCUGGCCAAGCAACGAAGCGUAGAAAAAGCGGCAACCGUCGUUGACCCGAAUAUCGUCGAUUGGGACGGUCCAGAUGACCCCGAGAAUCCCCUCAACUGGCCAAUGAAGAAGAAAAUCGGCGCGACAGUUUCGAUCUCGGUGAUCACGCUUCUGACCCCUUUAGGAUCAUCAAUGUUUGCUCCCGGCGUCCCUGAGCUAGUGAAAGACUUUGGGGUCACCAACAUCGAGCUGUCAUCGUUCGUGGUCUCGGUCUAUCUGUUGGGAUACUGCUUUGGGCCCCUGCUAAUUGCACCUAUAUCGGAAAUGUACGGCCGACAGUACAUCUAUACGGGUUGCAACAUUCUAUAUGUGAUCUGGACUAUCUGUUGCGCAGUGGCACCCGAGAUCGGCAGUCUGAUUAUCUUUCGAUUCCUCGCUGGCUUUGCUGGUAGUUGCCCACUGACUAUUGGCGCCGGCUCGAUUGCCGAUAUGUUCGUACAGGAGAAGAGAGGCAGUGCUAUGGCAGCUUGGUCUCUUGGUCCUAUGAUCGGACCGGUCAUCGGUCCAGUUGCCGGUUCGUACCUCGCCCAAGCAAAGGGCUGGAGAUGGACCUUUUGGGUCCUCUCUAUUGCUAGUGGAGCUAUUGCAAUCAGCUCAGUAUUUACAAUUCGUGAAUCCUAUGCCCCUACUAUCCUGCAGCGCAAAACCAAGCGACUCCAAAAGGAAACCGGAAACAUGAACCUGCGCUCUGCACAAGACACAGGUCGUACACCGAAGGAGCUAUUCCUCGUCUCCAUCGUGCGACCUACCAAAAUGCUCUUCUGCUCUCCAAUCGUCUUCCUUCUCUCGCUUUACGUCGGUGUGAUCUAUGGAUACCUAUACUUGUUGUUCACAACUAUCACCACUGUAUUCACAUCACAGUACGGUUUCUCCCAGGGCACAGUUGGUCUUACAUAUCUUGGUAUGGGCGUUGGCUCUUUCAUCGGUCUCGCCAUACUAGGAUCAACAUCUGACAAAUUACUCAAUUAUCUAUCCACCAAGCAUGGCGGGCCAAAGCCCGAGUACCGUCUUCCGCCUAUGAUCCCCGGAUCUAUCUUCGUUCCCAUCUCGCUAUUCAUGUACGGCUGGAGUGCUUAUUAUCAAACUCACUGGAUCGUGCCUAUCAUCGGAACCUCCUUCCUAGGUAUCGGAAUGCUGAUGACCUUCAUGUGUGUCAGUACCUAUCUGGUCGAUGCGUUCACAGUCUACGCUGCUUCCGCUAUGGCGGCCAAUACAGUGUUCCGUUCCCUGGCCGGUGCCAUGCUUCCUCUCGCCGGACCAAGAAUGUAUGAGACUCUCGGACUUGGCUGGGGAAAUUCCCUGCUUGGGUUCAUUGCUCUGGCCUUUUGUGCGCUGCCCGUGGUGUUCUGGGUGUAUGGUGAGCGCAUAAGAACUCACCCGAGAUUCCAGCUGAACCUCUAG
Penicillium paradoxum is the source of this 1572-nucleotide messenger RNA. Its product is annotated as MFS transporter. Gene Ontology annotation, biological process: transmembrane transport. The transcript has 6 exons. Bases 1 to 1572 code for a protein of 523 amino acids. NCBI's taxonomy places the organism in Eukaryota, Fungi, Ascomycota, Eurotiomycetes, Eurotiales, Aspergillaceae. The record is from RefSeq and is a predicted model, not a curated record. Gene Ontology annotation, molecular function: transmembrane transporter activity.